AAGUGCAAGGGCCGAGAAGGCCUACCCCUCAUACAUACAUUCAUUCGUUCAUUCAUAACUCCUUGUUACAUGAACAUUUGACAUCCCACCUAGGCCACAUUCUCCUGUGCAGCACAAUAGAUCACUGCAGGUCGCGGUGCAAGGGCCGAGAAGGCCAACCCCUUAUACAUUCAACAUGUGGCCAGUGAUUCUGAGCUGGCGUUUGAAGAGUAUGGAUUUCGUCAAAGACAGCCCACUCACGUCUAACCAUACACCAAUCCCUAUAAAUUCACGAUUAAAAUGAUCUCUUCCCCAUAACAUCAAAGAAGAUAUUAUCCAUGUCUUCCACCCAAUAUUACUUGUCAUAUUAACAGCCGACUGCGUUUUCGAUACACCAAGAGGGUGGAUAUUUCUUGCAAGCGACUGCAUAGGAGAAACCUCGUUCUAAUGUGGGUGUACGCGUUAAAAAUGACACUGCGUGCUUUUAUUUACAAUUCUAUAUUAGAUAGUUAUGAAUAAAUACUUACAGAUAAAUCUAUGGACAGAUCGGUGCCAUGUAGAAGUAUAACCCUACACUGAACGACAUGUUUAUUAGGGACGAUCCGUUGUGAUCCAGAUUUGACUUGUGUUGAGGUUUUCUGUGCAUUAUGUGCUCUUCUCCACUCUUCUCCGACUCAAAAAUCUCAGCAUUUCGAAUGUGUCCGAGGCUUCGUAGGUGCACACUUACGUUACUAAUAUUAGCACAUUAAUAUAUGGCACAAUGUUCGAUUUACUAACUACAUAUUGUAAUAUUCAAAGCUAUAAAAAUUCAUCCCUAUGAAAUAUACCCUAAUCUGCUAAUCUGCAAACCUUCACGCCCAACUUCACACCGUAACACGGAACGAUGUUUACGAGCAUUAAGACCGCUACGGAUCGGCGACUCAGGCCAUUCAUCCUUAACCGCUUUUGAUCGCUAAUCUUUGCUUGGCGGGGGCGGGGUCUUUGGAUGUACCAAAUUACCAACAUUACAACUAUAAUUUUCCCGAGUAGAAACAAGUUAUAAUUGAGUAAACAAUGGCGGAAUCGUUGAAGCGAAGGGUUACAUGUGCCUCGGAUAAAAUAUUUCCUGGUUUAACUUAUUAUAAUUCUCACAAUGAGAAAGAAUUUAUCGCAUUAGGAACUGAAAUUGUUUCGAGCCUUCCUCUUCAAAUGUCAUUAUACUUCAAUGUUGUAUUCUUCCCAGUCUGGCUGGUAACAGUUGUAAUUAUGUUGCAAUUUAAGGUAAACCCUCAUUAUGAAUGUUUAAGCAACAUAUAUCGCUUCAUAGUUGUAACCGUUCUAAUUGCUGUGAUUGGCAUUGAGUGCCUACGUCUCUACAUGGGCUACUUGGGCAACCUCACAGAAAAAAUACCUGAACUAGCCGGCUUCUGGAUGCUAUCACUGCUUCUGCAAAUGCCUCUACAGCUGUUCUUGUUUGUGAAUGAAGAGACUGUGCCCUUACCAAUUGAACGUGUUGUCCAAGGAGUAAUGCUGUCAUUUUUAGCAGUACAAUUGGUUUCUGGAUUUUUUGCCCUCAGACAUGCUUCACAGCAUCAAGCCAACCGUUUCCAUAUUAUGCAGUUUCAAUCCAUACCUGAUUCAAGAAGUCUACCUGAUCUAGCACACAAGCUUGAUUGAAAUAUCCCUGCUGUAUAAAGUAUACACUAUAAAUAUCAAUAAAUACUUUUCACAAGUAAAAGAGAUA
Molecule: messenger RNA, 1702 nt
Organism: Cryptotermes secundus
Lineage: Eukaryota; Metazoa; Arthropoda; Insecta; Blattodea; Kalotermitidae
Product: transmembrane protein 17
Exons: 4
Coding region: 1033-1635 (200 amino acids)
Biological process (GO): non-motile cilium assembly
Cellular component (GO): ciliary transition zone
Source: RefSeq, a predicted model, not a curated record